UUUGUAAUUUUCCUUAGUGAUUUGCCUGAAGUAGUAAUGCAUGGAAAAUGUGUGUCAUUGUAUGCUGACGACUGCAAAACAUCCAGGAUUAUAAACUGUCCAGCUGAUCAUAUCCGUAUUUCAGUCAGGGCCCAGUUGUUCGAACGCCGGUUAUUGCUAACCUGGGAUAAAAUUUUAACCCAGGUUUCUUUUUCUUUUUAUCACUGAUAAAAAGAAAAGCACACUAUAGGAUAAUUUUCACUAUUCUUUUUAGAGUAUCCAGUCAUCAAAUUGUAGGCAAAGAGAAUUAAACUGAAUUUGCUUUUUAAGCUCUCAUAUCUGAGUUCAAAUUUCGCACUAACCGUGGGUUACCUUAACCCAGCUUCGAACAACCCGGCCCAGAUCUCGACAAUUUAUAUGCAUAGAGUCAACAAAACCUUAGGGAGUUUAACGUGAAGAAAUGUAAACUAAUGCAA
Molecule: messenger RNA, 455 nt
Organism: Porites lobata
Lineage: Eukaryota; Metazoa; Cnidaria; Anthozoa; Scleractinia; Poritidae
Source: the annotation of a GenBank genome assembly